AUACGAUAUGCCGCUUCUGACAACUUCGUCACACGGUUGUCGGCGCCUCUUUGUUUUCCGAAAGGUUCUCCGUUUGUACACAACAGAUGCUACGGAUUCUAGCCUUCUUGACAAAACUUGGACGCUUUACCAAAACGGACCUCAGCAUAUUGAUAUUGAAAAAUCUUCCGUCUUUUUGUUUCCUGGUCAAGGCGCUCAGUUUGUCGGAAUGGGCAAAGAUCUGCUUGACGUCCCAAAAACUAAACACAUGUUUCAAUAUGCCAACGAAACCCUUCGUACAAAUUUGUUGAAAACCUGUUUAGAAGGACCUCAAUCAAAAUUAAAUGAAACCAUCCAUUGCCAACCAGCUACCUACAUUGUCUCACUAGCUGCUGUCGCCAAGUUACAGGCUACGGAUGAAGAGCUGGUUCGGAAUUGUGUGGCUGCAGCAGGAUUCAGCGUGGGAGAGGUCGCAGCACUGGUUUUCUCUGGUGCCAUGACUUUUGAACAAGGACUGCGAGUAGUACGAGUACGGGCGGAAUCCAUGCAAAGAGCGUGUGAAAGUCCCCGUGGUGCAAUGCUUUCAGUUUUCGUUAAUCAUGAUAGUCAAUUAAAAUUAGCCCUACAAGCUGCGAUUAAUCAUUGCGAAAUGGAACUGCGGAUAAAAAAUCCGGAAUGCCGGAUAGCAAAUUACUUGUACUCCGAUUGUAAAGUUAUCGCCGGAAACGUUGAGGCAAUCGAAUUCAUCGAGAAUCACAUGACACAGUUUAACAUCCCCCGAGUGAAGCGACUGCCUUUGAGUGGAGCCUUCCACACUCGCUUUAUGGAAUCGGCCACAAGGCCACUGUACAACGUGCUGUCUCGAUUGGAAUCGCUCAGUGUUCCUAAGUUCCCGGUCAUUAGUAAUGUGGACGUAUUGCCCUAUCGGUCGGCGCACAAUAUCCGGCGGAAGUUGAGCUUGCAGGUGGUCCGACCCGUUCGAUGGGAGCAAGUGUUGCAUGCGAUGUACUCACGGCCUCCUGAUGCACCAUUUCCUCGGACAAUCGAACCCGGUCCUGGAAGACAGCUCGGUACGAUGCUCCGCGUAGUGAACCGCAAAGCUUUCGCGCGCUAUCAGUCGAUAGAAGUGUGAAUGUAUUUUCUCCCCAGCACCAAGACAGACACACACACUAACUGCGUGACUGACUUGCUCAGACUUUUGCACCAGAUGAGCUGCUCACCGAUACCUUGUCAUCUGUAAUUAAUUUCAUCCCACCCAAUCAGAAGUGCAGCUCUAAUUCCGAUUUAACUGUUUGAUUUGCACAAAAUACAAAUUCUAGUACAGC
This is a messenger RNA of Dicrocoelium dendriticum, 1304 nucleotides long. Lineage: Eukaryota; Metazoa; Platyhelminthes; Trematoda; Plagiorchiida; Dicrocoeliidae. The record is from the annotation of a GenBank genome assembly.